AUGGAAAUGGUAAACUUCAUAAACGAUUCAACAUUAAUUCAGACCGAAGUAUGGUUUGUUCCCUUCGAUAUUAUUGGCAUCAUAUCGACUUCAUUAUCUAUUAUAUUCGGUCUUUUAUAUUUAUUCAUUAUUAUAAAACAUAAAACAUAUUCAUCGGUACAAUUGCUUUUAGUAUGCAAUUCAUGUAUAGCUGUAAUUCUUUUCAGCUGUGUUUUACUCAAUAUGGCAAUAUUCACACUACAACAUGAUUUACAGAAGAGCAGUGAAAAUAAUACUUCAUUCUGUAUCAUCUUAGGUUUUUUAUCAUUUGUAACAGAUGGUCUGCAGAACUAUUCAUAUUUAUUAACAGCCGUUUAUCAGUAUAUCUCUGUAGUCUAUCCAAAUAAAAUUAUAUGGCGAACAGUUAAAACUCAAUUUUAUCUAAUAAUUGUAAUUUGGAUUGUCUGUAUUAUUGAUAUGGUCCCAGUGUUCGUGACUGGACAAAUAAGUUACAAUAUUGACAAUCAAAUUUGUCAAAUACCUCUUCGUCUAUCUGUAUCAGUAAUCUAUGUUGGAGCAAUGAUCUAUAUGAUACCUAAUUUUGGUAUUGUUGCUGUUUAUAUUAAAUUGACUCGAUAUGUUCAUCAGAUGAGUUUUCGUACUAUAUCAAAUAAUACUAUAUUUCAUGCUCGACGAGAACUAAGAUUGCUUAAACGUACUUUUAUUCUUAGUAAUACUCUUAUUGUAAUUGGUAUACCAUAUAUGAUAUUUAAUUAUAUGUCCUUUUUUACAAGUCCACCAAAGUAUUAUUUUCGUAUUGCCUACAUAUGUGUUGAUAUAUCUGUGUUAAUGGUUGUAAUAAUUGGAUAUUGUUUUACACCAAACAUCAAAACUAUUAUAGGAAAAAAAUUUACUCGAUCAACUCCAGUUGAACCAAUGACAAUAAGAUAUACAGCUAGAACAUAA
This is a messenger RNA of Adineta steineri, 945 nucleotides long. Lineage: Eukaryota; Metazoa; Rotifera; Eurotatoria; Adinetida; Adinetidae. The record is from the annotation of a GenBank genome assembly.